AUGACGACGAAGCAACCUGCCCAUUCCGUUUUGUUUGACAAUAGUCAAGACACAAGCAAUCAAUAUUACAACCCUACAACGAGCACAUCAGCAGGAGAUGGUCUACAAUUUUAUUCAUCGAAUUACAGUGAUCAAUAUACACCAACGGGCUCAUCAACCAACAACUAUUACCACAGCGGAACAACAGGGGAUAUGCGUGGAGGAGGACCGGGAGGAGCGAAUUACGAUUACAUGUCGGGCACAACGACGUAUUCAUUCUGGAGCGCGUUUGGUACAGGAGGAUACGCAGACGAACCACCACUGCUGGAAGAAUUAGGGAUUAAUUUCGGACAUAUCAAGACAAAGAGCUUGACCGUUUUGAAUCCUUUCCGUAAAGUGCCUGAUACCAUUAUGGAUGAUGCUGAUCUAGCAGGGCCUUUAAUAUUCCUCUUUUUAUUCGGUACGUUUCUACUUUUGUCUCGAAAGGCGCACUUUGGAUACAUUUAUGGUGUUGGUGUGAUGGGCGUUGUCAGUAUCCAUAUGAUUUUGAAUCUGAUGAGUGAGAAUGGCAUUGAUUGGUCAAGAACAGCAAGCGUGUUAGGAUAUUGUUUGAUACCGAUGGUGAUGUUGAGUGGAUUCAGUGUGGUAUUAGAAUUGAAUAACAUUAUCGGUACAGCUUUGACGGUUAUCAGUAUUCUAUGGUGUACCUUUUCCAGUUCAGGCAUGUUUACCAGUGUAUUGCAUUUGAACGAACAGAGGGUGUUGGUAGCUUACCCGGUUGGCUUAUUUUAUGCUUGUUUUGCUUUAAUGACAUUUUUUUAA
This is a messenger RNA of Mycotypha africana, 801 nucleotides long. RefSeq lists its product as uncharacterized. Gene Ontology annotation, biological process: vesicle fusion with Golgi apparatus; endoplasmic reticulum to Golgi vesicle-mediated transport. The record is from RefSeq and is a predicted model, not a curated record. The transcript has 2 exons. Gene Ontology annotation, cellular component: membrane; trans-Golgi network. The coding region runs from base 1 to 801 and encodes 266 amino acids. NCBI's taxonomy places the organism in Eukaryota, Fungi, Mucoromycota, Mucoromycetes, Mucorales, Mycotyphaceae.